Messenger RNA from Nilaparvata lugens (brown planthopper), 2926 nucleotides. RefSeq names its product retinaldehyde-binding protein 1. Gene Ontology annotation, molecular function: phosphatidylinositol bisphosphate binding. Lineage: Eukaryota; Metazoa; Arthropoda; Insecta; Hemiptera; Delphacidae. The record is from RefSeq and is a predicted model, not a curated record. Gene Ontology annotation, cellular component: membrane. The transcript has 8 exons. Bases 245 to 1114 code for a protein of 289 amino acids.
GGUGGCGCGAAUUCAAGUAAAUCGCUUAGUUGAAGCUCCAAGUACCUUCCACUGAUAGUAGAGAACAGCAGGCAGCUCUUCACACAUCAAUCCAGUGUGGACCGCGCUACACCUGUCUGUGUUUGUGUACAAGUAACAAAACAACUCUCACGGCCGAUUACAAAGGAAUUUCAAUAUCAUCAACAUGAUACGAGGUGAUCAAAUGAUUCCGACGUGAAGGUUGAGAAAACAUAGGCACUUAAAAAUGUCAACAGAAAUGCCAAAGGGACAUAGUGAAGAGCUCCGAGACUGGCUAGCAACUCAGCCACAUCUUCCUCCAAUAUCAGAUCAAAUGCUGAGAGUAUUCCAUCAUAGCUGCUUUUUUGAACUGGCAAAAACAAAGGAUUGUAUUGACACAUAUUAUUCUCUACGUGCAAAUCUUCCUGAAAUAUUUUGCAAUCGAGAUGUGAACAAGAAAGAGAUAGAAACUAGUAUUGGAAACAUAACAAACGUGAUUAUCCCAAAGAAAACACCAGAAGGCUAUCAAGUACUGUUCCAAAAAAUCCAGAGUACAGAUUAUUCAAUCUACAACUUUGAUGAAGCCUGCAAGCUUUUCAUCAUGAGUAUGGAUUCAGUAAUCAGGGAAGAAGGUCCCUUGCCAGGUUACAUGAUCCUCUUGGACUACAAAAAUGUCCGGCUUGGACAUUUGGCUAAGACGAAUAUGUCCACUCUGAAGAAAAUGUUCAAGUACAUACAGGAAGCAGCUCCAGUCAGACUUAAAUCCAUCCACAUGAUCAAUAUGAACUACUUUAUUGAGAAAGUGAUGUCUUUUGUGAAGCCUUUCAUGAACAAAGAGCUUUAUAACCUGAUCCACUUCUAUCCGGAAGGAGAACUGGAAAAGGUUCACAAAUUCAUUCCACCUGAAUGUCUCCCAGCUGACUAUGGAGGCUCACUGGAAACCACACAUUACCUGAAAGAUCAAUACAUUUCCAAGAUGAAAGACCUAACUGAUAUUAUGCUGAAAGAGGAACUUGCUUCUACUGUGAAAGAAAAUUUGCGCCCGAAAAAGCAGAAGAAGAAGAAAGAUGACAAGAAAGAUGCUGGUAUAUCAUUAAAAUCAUUGGAAAUCGACUAAAUUGAGAAAGAAUAGAAUAAUACGGCAAAAUGUUCUAUCAAAAAUAAUUUUGCUCGAAGGUUUAUGAAAUAUCUUUGGAUAUUUCUGCGCUGAAUUUCAAAAGGUGCUAAACAUUUCAAGACGUCAUCAACUAAAUUGACGCUACUUCAUCUUAUAUUCUGUCGAUCAAAAAUGAAAUAAAUGUCAGUGUUAUCAGUGUGUCGAUUUGAGAAGAUUCCAUAGAUUUUACUGUAGAGGAGCCUAUUUGGUGUUUAGGAUGAGUAGAGGCAUAUUACUAUUAAUGUAAAAACUUCAUCAAAGAAAAUUAUAGUAUGUAAAACAUGUAUGUUAUAUAAAGUGGCAUUUCUAAGAGUCCAUGUGAUUUUAUUGAUGUUAUAGUAAACAUUUCCAAACUAUCAUAGACGUAGAUGUAGGUAGGUAUUAGUACAAAUUUCUUGCUCAAAUUCCCCAUUCCCUUCUGAACUUCUUAUUCUAUCUGAUGAGUUACCAUUAUUUGAAUCAUAUAGAAAAACAUAAAUGUACAAAAUCCUUGGAAAGCAUACAAAGAAAAUGUGGAAAAUUAUGAUUGAAUUUGCCAUGCACAUUGAAUUAUAUGAUUAGAGCAGUGGAUGUUGUUGGUAAAUGUAAAGUAGUCAAAGGAAAUACAUAGACAAUUGCUAAAUGGAAGUUGAUGUCAUAAUACGGAUGAAUUUAUUUUUGUUUAAAACGUACAAUAAUGAACUAGAGCUUCAAAAUACUUUCACACAAGUUUUUUUUAUUUCAUCAACUUCUAAACACCUUAGUCAUUCAUUACUCCUGCACAUUUUACGAGUGGAAUAGGGACGAUAUUAAAAGUAAUAAACAAAAGAUUUUUCUUUACUUUUUAUUUUUUUUAUUUGAGUAGACCAACUUUACUUGAAAUUCAAUUUCAUUCACAAUUUAAAAACAUAACUCAAAUUAGGUUUACCAAUAUUUUUUUUCAUUUUUCCAACGAAAGCUUCACGAAUCACUCAUUUCCUCUAUCAUUUAUAACUAUUUUAAUAAUCCGAUUGAAAUGUCACAAAUGUUUAAGUAAUGAUCUCGGUGAAAAAAUUACAUUAUCUUGUAGAGGUCUGCAAUUCGAUUUUAUUUGCAUAUUCCGAAAAUACCAAGCAAUGAAAUCAAAUCAGAUAAAUUCCGUGUUUUUCCCCAUAUUUUACCUCAUUCAGAAUAAUUGUAUGAAAUAACGUUCUUAAACUUUUGAUACUAAACUUAUUUUUCCCAUAACAUUGGGCAAUCAAAGCUUUUAAAUUAUUCAAUACACGUGCCUGAAAUAUGUUUUUUUGCUUGAAUAUCUCAUUUUAGACCAAAGAGUUAAGUAAUUGUUGAUUACAUAAAAGGUAUUGGAAUAUGAACUAUUAGUAUUACAUGUGACAACUAAGUGGAAGAUACACUGAUAUGAAGAGAGAAUCAAUAAUCUUUCUUGAUGAAAUACCACAACGAAAACUAUAAAGAUACACAUAGUGUUUCAAUUCAACCUUUCUUGAAAUGUAAUUUAAAGUUCUCUGUUGUACUCAUGGCAUUCAUUUAUUUUCACAAUAACUCUUAAUAUAGCCCACUGUCAAAACGCAUUUUCAUGGAAAAAUUAUAUCUUUCCUGCUACAAUCAUAGUUAAGACUAAAUUUUUGGGAAGUUAAUAUUUGAAUUUUUCAUGCAAUCCAAUAGUUUCAGAGUGAAAAAUAAUAAAACUCUCAUUCUGGUUUCCAACCAUUGGAAAAUGCAUUAAUUUAUCAAGUUAUCCAAUAAUUCAUCAUGACAACACACAAAUUAAAAGAAAAACAAAACAUUUUUUUA